Molecule: messenger RNA, 2793 nt
Organism: Arctia plantaginis
Lineage: Eukaryota; Metazoa; Arthropoda; Insecta; Lepidoptera; Erebidae
Source: the annotation of a GenBank genome assembly
AUGCCUGCCGUCAGGGGAGAUGGAAUGCGAGGACUUGCAGUCUUCAUAUCAGACAUAAGAAACUGUAAAAGUAAAGAAGCGGAAAUAAAGAGGAUUAAUAAGGAACUGGCGAAUAUAAGAAGCAAGUUUAAAGGCGAUAAAACACUUGAUGGCUACCAGAAAAAAAAAUAUGUAUGUAAACUUCUAUUUAUCUUUUUAUUGGGUCAUGAUAUCGACUUUGGUCAUAUGGAAGCAGUCAACUUACUUUCAUCUAACAAGUAUUCUGAAAAACAGAUAGGUUAUCUAUUCAUAUCAGUGCUGGUCAAUACUAAUAGUGAUCUAAUUAAACUUAUCAUCCAAAGCAUUAAAAAUGACCUGCAAUCGCGUAAUCCUAUACAUGUCAACUUGGCUCUGCAAUGCAUUGCAAAUAUUGGCAGUAAAGAUAUGGCAGAAGCAUUUGGAACAGAAAUUCCUAAGCUACUUGUGUCUGGUGAUACUAUGGACGUAGUCAAGCAAUCUGCUGCCCUUUGUCUCCUCCGUCUUUUUCGGAAGUCACCAGAAAUUAUUCCUACAGGUGAAUGGACUUCUCGUAUCAUACAUCUCUUGAAUGAUCCCCAUAUGGGUGUUGUGACUGCAGCUACAUCUCUAAUUGAUGCACUUGUUAAAAAAAAUCCAGAUGAGUAUAAAGGUUGUGUAACCUUAGCUGUUGCAAGACUUAGUAGGAUUGUGACAGCAAGUUACACAGAUUUACAAGAUUAUACUUACUAUUUUGUACCAGCCCCUUGGCUCUCUGUCAAAUUGCUGAGACUGCUGCAGAAUUACACUCCACCCUCUGAAGAGCCUGGUGUAAGGGGCCGUCUAUCAGAAUGUUUGGAAACAAUUUUUAAUAAGGCUCAGGAACCACCAAAAUCCAAGAAGGUACAACAUUCUAAUGCUAAGAAUGCAGUGUUGUUUGAGGCCAUAAGCUUGAUCAUACACAAUGAUAGUGAACCUAACUUGUUGGUGAGAGCCUGUAACCAGCUUGGCCAGUUUCUUAGCAAUCGUGAAACUAAUCUCCGUUAUUUAGCUCUUGAGUCAAUGUGUCAUCUUGCUACUUCAGAAUUUUCUCAUGAGGCUGUUAAAAAACAUCAAGAAGUUGUUAUUCUUUCUAUGAAAAUGGAAAAAGAUGUAUCAGUUCGACAGCAGGCUGUUGACUUGCUCUAUGCCAUGUGUGAUAAAACUAAUGCUGAAGAAAUUGUUCAAGAAAUGUUGGCUUACUUAGAAACAGCUGAUUACUCUAUCAGAGAAGAAAUGGUCUUAAAAGUAGCUAUAUUGGCUGAAAGGUAUGCAACAGAUUUUACCUGGUAUGUGGAUGUCAUUCUGAAUCUUAUUAGAAUCGCUGGAGAUUAUGUGUCAGAGGAAGUUUGGUACAGAGUAAUACAAAUUGUUAUCAAUAGAGAAGAAGUUCAAGGUUAUGCAGCAAAAACUGUCUUUGAGGCUCUACAGGCUCCAACCUGUCAUGAAAAUAUGGUUAAAGUUGGUGGAUACAUCCUGGGAGAGUUUGGCAACUUGAUAGCAGGAGAUACAAGAUCUUCACCACAGGUUCAAUUUGAAUUACUUCAUUCAAAAUACCAUUUAUGCUCAGCAGCUACCCGGGCACUCUUGUUAUCAACAUACAUUAAACUUGUUAACCUGUUCCCAGAAAUAAAAAAUCGUGUGCAGGAAGUUUUCCGUGCUGACUCAAACCUUCGGUCUUCUGAUGUAGAGUUACAGCAAAGGGCCUCUGAAUAUCUACAAUUAAGUAUUGUUGCGAGUUCUGAUGUGUUGGCUACGGUUUUGGAAGAAAUGCCUGCAUUCCCUGAACGAGAGUCCUCUAUCCUGGCUGUGUUAAAAAAGAAAAAGCCUGGUCGAAUCCCAGAUGACGUUAGAGAGUCAAAAAGUCCACAACCUACAGCCAUACCAGCACCAGUAAUUAAUACCACAAAUAAUAAUACAAAUAGCUCAAGUGCAGAUUUACUUGGAUUGUCUACACCCCCUGGAACCACGGCACCACCCACAGGCAAUGGGCUACUUGAUGUACUUGGAGAUCUGUAUACAGCCCCGAAAGUAAGUCCUAGCACAGUACAACAAAAUAAUAUUAAAAAGUUCUUAUUUAAAAAUAAUGGUGUUCUCUUUGAAAAUGACUUAAUUCAAAUAGGCGUAAAAAGUGAAUUCAGGCAGAACUUGGGUAGAAUUGGUUUAUUCUAUGGGAACAAGACACAAUUCCCUAUUCAGAAUGUUCGCCCUGAAUUACACUGGACAGAUUUACAUAAAUUAAAUGUUCAAAUGAAACCAAUGGAGCCAAUAUUAGAAGCAGGUGCUCAGAUUCAGCAAAUGCUAACUGCUGAAUGCAUUGAAGAUUAUACUGAUGUUCCAAGUAUGUCAGUUUCAUUUGUGUAUAAUAAUGUACCUCAAAAAAUUACAAUGAAACUGCCAUUAACUUUGAAUAAAUUUUUUGAACCCACUGAAAUGAAUGGUGAGUCAUUCUUUGCAAGAUGGAAAAAUUUAGGAGGUGAACAACAAAGAGCACAAAAAAUCUUUAAAGCGCAAGGUUCUAUUGAUUUACCUGCUACUCAUACCAAAUUAGCUGGAUUUGGAAUGCAAUUGCUUGAUGGUAUUGAUCCCAAUCCUGAUAACUUUGUUUGUGCUGGUAUUGUGCACACUAGAAUCCAGCAAGUAGGAUGUCUUAUGAGAUUGGAACCAAAUAAACAAGCUCAAAUGUAUAGACUGACAGUAAGAUCAAGCAAGGAAACAGUCUCUCAUGAAAUUUGUAAUCUGCUAGCAGAUCAAUUUUAA